Cyprinus carpio (common carp) is the source of this 4917-nucleotide messenger RNA. Its product is annotated as olfactory receptor 2A12-like. The record is from RefSeq and is a predicted model, not a curated record. Gene Ontology annotation, biological process: G protein-coupled receptor signaling pathway. Gene Ontology annotation, molecular function: G protein-coupled receptor activity; olfactory receptor activity. NCBI's taxonomy places the organism in Eukaryota, Metazoa, Chordata, Actinopteri, Cypriniformes, Cyprinidae. Gene Ontology annotation, cellular component: membrane.
AUCUUCAAUAAUAGGCACUAGCAUAAAAAAUAAAAUAGAAUCAGGUAAAAUACCACGAGCUAAGAACAAGGUAAAACAAAUAGCAAGCAGAGGACAGAGUUUUCUACUCGCAAAUUUUAAAUGUUCAGGAGAUAUCUUAUCCAUACCACAUGCCUUAUUAUCUUUUAAUACAUGGCUCUGUGGAAUACUUGAUUCUGAUUGGUCAGUCGCAACAUUCCGAGGUAUGUUAUGCCUCGAUAACAACCGUUAUAAGCUGAUAACACAGGCUCAUCUGGGUAACUGAAGUCGGCGAUAUACGCUUGAACAGUUUUUCUUUGUGGAAGCUUUGCAUUUGCUGCUGCCAUUUUGCGACGAUUAUGUACACUAAUGGAUUAUAAGACAACUAACAAACUGGUAAGAUUUUAAAAACAGUUUUGUCUUAAAUAUCUUAUAAGUAUUACCUUAUUUAUGUGGUGAAAUGUAAUAAGUGGUAUGACUGCACUGUAUCCCUUAAAUGUCCAUCUAGUUUGAACGUGCCGCUUACUCGCAACUGUUGUCUUCAUAGAAGCUUUGUGUUCAAAUAUUUCAACUCAAAUCAAUAUAUUGUGUCUAAUUAUUUACAUAUGUGGCAAGUAGCUGUGUAAUGAGUGGGAUCUUUUGUGUCGGGGUCCUGAUCACACUGUCGGGGGUUAUUCUGCAAUAACAACCGGCUGGAUGUAUAUUAUACCUUACUUAGAAUUAUAACUGCAUAACAAACAUCUUGUGGAGAAAAAGUCACACAUUCAUUAUUAUCAAUAUUGCACACUGCAAAUGGGUUACUUUUAACAUAGUUGAACAGCUCAUAAUAAUGUUUUUGCCAUAAUAAUUAAUGUUUGUGCCAGUCAUAAUUAAAGUUUGUUUUUAUUUUCCUCUGAACUGCUUACCCCUUCGAUAUUUGUUGGCAAAGAUGUUUUACAAUUAUUUAUUCUUUAUUUAUUAUUUAUUGUUUCCUUGUAAGUGAGUAAUCCCUCAUUGUAUUUUAAUAUUGUAAAUAAUAUUUUUAAAACUUUAGUUAAAGCCACCACCUUAAGUUAAGGCAGUGGUUCCCAAACUUUUUCCACCGGGCCCCUCUUUUGUAGAGAAUUUAUAAAAGAGAAUUUUUAUAGUGAAAUGUGUCAAAUUAAAAUAUCUUUUUGAACUUCAGUCUUCAGUGUCACAUGAUCCUUCAGAAAUUAUUCAAAUAUGCUGAUUUGCUGCUCAGUAACCAUUUCAGAUUAUUUUAAUGCUGAAAACAGUUGUACUGCUUAAUAUUUUUAAGGAAUUUUUUUUUCAUGAUUCUUUUAUGCGUCUGGAUUAGCCAAGUUGUUUUGGUGUGUAUCUUUAGUAUAUUUAUCAUCUGCUUUACAUACCUGGCACUGCAGUAUUUUCACAAACUUGUAACUUACAUGCUUAGAGCAGAACCAUGCAUCGUUGACAGUGUUGGGGAAGCUAUUCUGAAACUGUAGCUUGACCAGCUACAAGCUACUCGUAAAUUAAAGUAGUUAAGCUACAGUACAUCAAAGUUACCCUUUUGAAAAAGUAGCUAGCUACACUACAAGUUACUGUCAAAAAGCAGCUUGCUACAUUGAAAUGAAUUUACAUUUCUUUUUUUUUUUUUUUUUUUUUUUUACAAUUAACAUUACAAAUAACUAAAUAAUUAUUAAUGAAGAAUUAUAAUGAAGUUAUAAGUAAAAAUAUUUGGAGUUUAAAACAACAUACUGUAAUGCAAUCACAAUUUCAAAGAGUAGAGUGAAUUCAGGUUGAUUGGGACACUUUUCCAAGCCAUUUCAAUGAAAAAAGUGUCCCAAUCAUUUGAUUUUGUAAACUAUUCGGCACACACAAUAAUAAAAUACUUUAGUUAUAUUAGUAUAGUAUAUUAGUUAUUUUAGUUAUAUUAGUAUAUUGCUACAAACGUAACGCCAAUGUAAGAACAAAAUGUAUGAAACUUAAACUGGAUACGGAGGAGUCAUAAAAUAAGCAGGUUAAACUCACAGCUCAUGCGGUAUUUACUGACUGUAAAUGUAGACGUCAAACAUCAGCUGCGCGCAUGAACACUGUGCUAUGCGUGAAUCCCGCCACAACCAUCCUUUGCCAAAUGAUAAGCACACUACUAUAUCGCAAUUUUAUUUUCUGUUCGAUUAGUGUUCAUUACAAAACUGUGGGGGGAUAGAUUAUAUUAUGACCGUUCAUCAUUGUAAAACAGACAUUUGAUCGAGAGUGCAAUAAAGACUAUUAUUCAUCUCCUGUAUGUGCUUUAAGUCUUCGACGUAGACUGCAUUUUAAUCUUUGUUUUGCGUAAAUUACAGUUGAUUCAUGUAAAAUAUCCACUCCUGUACAUCCUUUGCGAUAUCAUCAGACGAUCUCUUGUCGGUGGAAAAACUGUAAAGCCGCGCGAUGCCUGAUAUCACAACAGAUGGCGGUAAUGAUGAAAUUUAGUUUGUGAUCUAUUCAGAAGAAGACGCUGCGUGCGCAGCUUUAAUGCAUUACAGGCUCGUGACUCAUCAGAAUGUAGCGUUUGGUUGUGCUACACCGCUACUUGCUGGAAAAGUAGUUAGCUUCAGGAAAAGCUACACUGCUAGUAGCUAGCUAGUAGCAUCACUACUUGUAGCUAGCUACUCCCCAACACUGAUCAUUCGUUUAUAUUUCUACAUGACUCAUUCUACUGAGGCCAGCAGGGGGUGCUCACCCUGUAGUCUAUUUGGGUCCUAAUGCCCCAGUAUAGUGAUCGGGACACUACACUGUCAUAAAGCACCAUCCUUCGGAUGAGACAUUAAACUGAAGUCCUGACUCUCUGUGGUCAUUAAAAAUCUCAUGGCACUUCUCAUAAAGAGUAGGGGUGUAACCCCAGUGUCCUGGCCAAAUUGCUGCCACUGGCCCUUGUCUAUCAUGGCCUCAUUAUAAUCCCCAUCCACUUGAUUGACUCUAUGACUCUCUCUCUUCUCCACCUAUAGCUGGUGUGUGGUGAGCACACUGGCGCGGUUGUCCUGUAGCUGCUGUCGCAUCAUCCAGGUGGAUGCUGCACACUGGUGGUGGUUGAGGAGAGACCCCCCCCCCCACACACAAUUGUAAACCGUGUUGGGUGUACAGCAAUACACAAUAAAGUGCUAUCUAAAUGCACCAUUCAUUCAUUGUUAGUGAACUUACUAUAAAUUGCCCUGCUCUGGUUGGAUUAUGUUUAUUUUGGAAAUUUGCUUGGAUCCGUGUUCUCUAAUUUGAGUAAUGUCAGUAGAUCACCCACAGAGCUUUCCACUCCCAUUUGUACUUUUCUGGGAUUUCAUUCUUACACUAAUUUGUCCUGUUUUAUAAAUCUGGCCUUUAAUGUGAUUGGGCACAGGGGUCAUGAUGUGCAGUAGACAUAAGCAUUUUACAAUGAGCUCUUUGAAUUGAAUUGAAUUUUUUUUUUUUUUUUUUUUUUUUUUUUACAAAGCUUUACCUUAAAAAUAAUUUAAAGGAAAGAUCUCGAGAAAGGAAAAUAGGUCAAAGCUCUAGGUAUGUCAGGGAUCCUGAAUUUCUUCUAUAUUUGUUGAAAUAUGAUAUGUAACAUAAGAUCUUCUUCUAAAUAUGAUGUCAGGACUCCGGAUUAUACUGUAUUUUAAGCAUUUUCAAAUCAACUGAUGAUUUGAGUGACAAAAAUGCUGUAUUGCAUUGAACCACAUGUGAAAGACCAUACAAGUUCUUAGAAUAACCCCUAGGGUUUAUUUGCUAGAUCCUCACAGACCAGUUGUCAUGAGCAAACAUGUUAUUUAUAAGCAGGUCAGUGGUCAUUACAGCCUCAAUAUCUUGACUGAGACCAUAUACUGUAAGAUUUGAUGACUGGUGUAAGGUAAUAGUCGAAUGGUUUUAGAAAUCUGUGUCUUUUGGGAUUUUUGUCUUUUAUGUUUGAUUUUCAUGGAUAUUUGAUGAACAUGGAUAAUAUAACAUAUUUUCCUACCUACACCCUGAUGGAACCAAGAGACUCUAAAUCAUACAGACAUAUUUAUUUCACAUGCUUUUUGGUGCUCUAUAUUAUGAUAAUUGUAGUUAACACUUGGGUCAGUGUUGUUAUUGUCUUGGAAAAAGCCCUUCAUGAACCAAUGUACAUUUUUCUGUGCAAUCUGUGUGUAAAUGAUAUUUAUGGAGCCACAGGAUUUUAUCCUAAAUUCCUACAUGAUUUAAUGCUGGAUUCAUAUGUGAUUCCUUCUUACAUGUGUGCUUUUCAAGCUUUUGUGAUCUAUGCUUCAGUCAUGUGUGACUGUACUACAAUAACUGUGAUGGCAUAUGACAGACAUGUGGCCAUAUGUCGACCUUUAGAUUAUCAUACAACACUGAACAAAUUUUCAUGCAUUGUAUUACUUUGCUUCUGUUGGAUCCUGCCCUUUGUUUUUAUGAUCAUUGUUCUUGUAUUGUCAAAUAGGCUGAAACUGUGUAAAUAUCACAUUAAUAAAUUGUACUGUGACAAUUGGUCUAUGGUAAAACUUUCAUGUGAAUCAACUGUAAUCAAUAAUAUUUAUGGGUUUUUUAUUAUUUCAUUUUAUUUUUGUCUGUGUAUUUUCAUUAUUUUGUCCUAUAUAAAGCUUAUCAUUGCAUGCAAAGCAUCGUUAGAGUGCAGAAGGAAAUUUUGGCAGACAUGUGUGCCCCAUAUGCUUACAGUGAUUAAUUAUGUUAUUGCUGUGUUUUUUGAUGCCAUGUACAGCAGAUAUGGCUCAAACAAUGUCUCAGAGAGUUUUCAAAAAUUUUUGGCACUAGAGAUGCUUAUUGUGCCACCUCUUGCCAAUCCAGUAAUCUAUGGGUUUAAACUCCAUGAAGUACGCAAAAGAAUAUUUAAAUCUUUUGUUAAUAUCAGAAAACAAUAAAGAAUACACACACUCAUUAUUGUUAUAUUUUUCUUGAAUAUACUGUACAAUAUUAAAGCAAAGGAUUUUUUUACAUAGUUUACAAUGC